This is a messenger RNA of Notolabrus celidotus (New Zealand spotty), 1254 nucleotides long. It is a transcript of the gene epoa, whose product is annotated as erythropoietin a. The record is from RefSeq and is a predicted model, not a curated record. The coding region runs from base 101 to 649 and encodes 182 amino acids. Gene Ontology annotation, biological process: nucleate erythrocyte development. NCBI's taxonomy places the organism in Eukaryota, Metazoa, Chordata, Actinopteri, Labriformes, Labridae. Gene Ontology annotation, cellular component: extracellular region. The transcript is spliced from 5 exons. Gene Ontology annotation, molecular function: hormone activity; cytokine activity; erythropoietin receptor binding.
AGGAGAUCCACAAAAGAGCUUCGUUUCCAAUUAAUGACCCAAUAGUCGGACGUAAGGGCCAAAACGCGAGGACCCUGUGAGGGGCUAUGUGGACACCGCUAUGGAGUUUCCCAGACUGCUUGCCUUGCUGUUGAUAGUGUUGGAAUGGACCCAACCAGGCCUUCCAUCCCCGCUGAGACCGAUCUGUGACCUAAGGGUCCUGGACCAUUUCAUCAAGGAGGCACGAGACGCUGAAGUGGCUAUGAAGUCAUGCAGGGAAGGAUGUAGCCUAUCGGACUCCGUCACUGUUCCCCAGACCAGAGUGGAAUUUGAUGUAUGGGAGAAGAAGAAUGCUUUGGAGCAAGCCCAGGAGGUGCAGACUGGCUUGUGGCUCUUAAAACAAGCCCUGAGCUUGCUACAGACAUCAGUCACCAACACAGCACUGCACAGCCACAUCGACAACUCCAUCAGGAACCUGCUCAGCAUCAGUGCCGUGCUGCGCAGCCUAAACAUCCAGGACUUCAGCCCACCAGACAGUGCAGCAGGGCUGGAGGGAACAUGGACCGUGUCCUCGUCAACAGAUCUGCUUCAGGUCCAUGUCAACUUCCUCCGAGGCAAAGUGCGCCUCCUUCUUUUAGAUGCACAAGCUUGUCAACAAGCUGUCAGCUGACCUCCCUCCUCCAGGUGAAGCUAAUGUGUUUCCCGAGGCACGGGGAGGGACUAUUCUCUGCUGGUCUGCACGCUGGCUGCUGUGAGCAGUGUGGAAGAAGAACAAGGUACAGCUGUCCCCACACAGGGAAGACGCUGAACGGAGAGGACGGCCUCAGCUCCAGGCUUUGAAUGGGCAGGAGAAGAAUUGCACUUUGGAAUGUAGAUGUACAGCAUGAACAUGAUGAAGCACACACUAAUCACACAUAACUCCAGUAGCUGUUUCAUUGUUCCUGCACUUUGUGUGAAUGUAGCUGUGUAGGAGUUCAGACUCCAGGUCUAAACAUGAACCUUUUGUGCAUGUGAGACUGUUUCCAGUGAGUUUUAAAGUCACCUCUGUAGAAUGAAUCGUGGAUUAUACAAGGUUGGUUCUGACCACAUAAUCGAAUUGGACAAGAUGCAUUCCACACAUGCUCAUGUAUCGAGUACAGCGUCACUGUGACUCUGUUCUGCGUGUGAUACUCCAACUCUGCCAAGUUCACUGAAGACGUUUGACGUCAGCAGGCGGUCUUGUCCAGACUGACCUCUGUGACAAACAAGCCAUCAAAAGGUGCAUUUCGACCAAGA